Lycium ferocissimum is the source of this 964-nucleotide messenger RNA. RefSeq lists its product as uncharacterized. NCBI's taxonomy places the organism in Eukaryota, Viridiplantae, Streptophyta, Magnoliopsida, Solanales, Solanaceae. The transcript is spliced from 4 exons. The record is from RefSeq and is a predicted model, not a curated record. Bases 66 to 671 code for a protein of 201 amino acids.
GGUAUAUAUAGAAAGGUCGUUAGGGGAGUUUUUUAUUUUAUUUUGUGGCGAGUUGUGUCCUGGCUAUGAACCCCAGGGAAUUCGAGAAGAAAGUAGUGAUUUCGGAGAGCAUGGAAGAGGAGCAAGGUAAGCAAAUAGUGGCAGUGCUUCGGAGAUUUCUGGCUGUGCAGCAACGUAGAGCCCUAGCUUAUGCCACCCUCAAAAGAGGUUUUGAAGAUUAUAUGGCUUCGGGAGUAGAAUCAACUUACCAACAGCUAUGCAGUGAGAUCACUGUUGAGUUUAAUGAUUGUUCAAAACAGGUCCUUGAAAUGGAGUCUCAGUUUCUAACUGCCCAUUGCUUCCGAGAGGAUCUGGCUCAACUUUUGAGAUCUGUCCAAAAUCUGGAAAAGACGAAGCUGCAACUGACUGCCACAAUACAAGUCUUGAAAAGAGCUGGCCGCCCCUCAGAACGUCUGGUGAGUCAUGAGAAUUGUAGAUUCAGUAAGCCAACUGGACAUGAAUGCGUGCACAUCCAGAAGAUAACCGAAGCUUCAGGCACUGAAGAAGCAGAAGCUGAUGCAGAAUUUGAUAAUGCUCUCAAGGAGGCUAUCAAAGGUGUUCAAGAUGCAGUAACGGCAAUAAAUGAACAUUUGCAAGAAGUUAGGUACGAGAUUGCAGCACUUGAAGAGUAAAGAUGUAGUUGAUCGACUCUGCCUUUUAAGUUCUUAAGCCACGGAAAGUCACCACAUAAAUUCCAGGGUGAUCAAGCCUCAAGGAUUAUUAUGUACAUUGUUCAUCAUAGUGUUUUUCAUUCAUGUAGAUGGAGGCAACAAACAUUAUUCUUGGUGGUGGUGGUCAUGACGAGGUGAUGUAUGUAUUGCAUUGAGAACUCUAGUUGACAAUUUAUCCUUGUGAAAUUUGAUUGUGAAUUGCAAUUUCCGAGCUGGCUUGCUCUGGAAUGGUAGAAGCUAAGUUCUAUCUCCAA